Molecule: messenger RNA, 1666 nt
Organism: Physella acuta
Lineage: Eukaryota; Metazoa; Mollusca; Gastropoda; Physidae
Product: cubilin
Source: RefSeq, a predicted model, not a curated record
UCUUUCAUCAAGGCAACCAGUCGUAGUGGCAGAUAAAAUGGAUUACAAAACUGUGGCCGUGAUCAUCUACCUUAUCAUCAGCAAUCUUUUGUCCCCAGGUGACGCUGACUCAGCAUUCUGCGUCACAGACCUCACCAGUGUGGGUGACAGUGGACAGCCCUGUCCAUACAGCACAAUUGGCCGAGCGAGUAAUGGCAGCUGUUGGUGUAACAGCGACACACACAUAUACAACACAUGUGCGGCUACGUGUAUUCCCUUGUGCAACAGAACAGUCACGGAGAGAAAAGGGACGAUCGCUAGCCCUGGGUAUCCGAUUGCUAGCGGGGAUAUGAGCACAUGUACCUGGACAAUUCGAGGCUGGUUGGAUCAUGACAUUGUUGCAUUCAACCUCGCGUACUUCAACAUGUCGACAGUCACGUCGACAUCCGGCAACUGUGCAACAGACUACAUCGAGAUAUUUGACGGAUACUCGGCCACCAGCAGAUCCUUUGGCAAAAUGUGUUCCCACAACCAGUCUUUGUUUGUGUCUACAGCCAAUUACUUGCACGUCGUGUUUAGAACUGUGGGGACGGGGAGGUUUCUGGCCACUUAUAUAAUACAUUAUUCCCAGUUGACAUUGGAUGAGAGCAAGGGCUUUCUCUAUAGUCCGGGAUAUCCAAUAGGAAGCAGCAGCCACACGACAUAUAGAUGGAUCAUUCAAGGCAAGCCGUGUACACAUAUUGUUAUUAACAUCACUAGUGUUCACAUCGGUGCCAAUUGUGCCAGUAACUAUCUGAAAGUCUACGACGAAAAAUUUUCCCUCUUACGGACAAGUUGUGCUUCAAAUGUUCCUGUUGUAAUGGCCUCGACUGCAAACUAUUUAUAUCUAGAAUACAAAACUGAUGGCUCCACAUCAAACAAAGGCUUUUAUGGAAGCUACGAGAUUAGAGAAACGUUGCACGUUUACCAAGCUGACUCUGGCUAUGUGUUCAGUCCAGGUUUUCCAUACAGAUACAACGACAACGUAAACGUUUCGUGGUUAAUCAGGGCAAGUGCAGGAACAUUUGUUCACUUCAACAUCAGUAGCAUACAAUUAGAAGGAAGCUAUCCCGGCUGCCCACUCGACUACAUCCAAAUCUACGACGGUUCUAACACAACAUCAGCGGCUUUCCCUCGACUGUGUGACAAGCACGCACAACAUAGUCUGAUAGUGUCUACCUCUAAUGAGAUGUUCAUUGUGUUUAAAACUGACCGCUCAGUCACAUAUACAGGUUUUAAUGCAAGCUUUUAUGCACAAGGUAAAGACAAGACCCUCUAUGAGUCGGGUAAAUUGGCCAGUCCAGGAUAUCCUUUAAAAUAUCUAAAUUCACAAACAUUGUCAUGGACACUGGUCACUCGUAUAGGAACGUAUUUGGUUUUAAACAUUUCAUAUUUACAAACACAAGGAGAUGGUAAAUCAUGUGUAUCAGAUUAUGUGAAAGUUUACGACGGUUCUAGUACAAGUUCUAGAACAUUAGGAACGUUCUGUGGCAGUGUGGCUCCUGUAGUGGUGGCGUCAACAUCCACACACAUGCACGUGACGUUUACAACAGACUCGUCUUCAACUUAUACGGGGUUCUAUGGAGAGUUCUUCUCUCAAGGUAACACUUUACCUGAUAUCAAAUGUAACGUGUGUAUAUUAAAAUAA